Molecule: messenger RNA, 1467 nt
Organism: Aspergillus bombycis
Lineage: Eukaryota; Fungi; Ascomycota; Eurotiomycetes; Eurotiales; Aspergillaceae
Product: aldehyde dehydrogenase family protein
Exons: 4
Coding region: 1-1467 (488 amino acids)
Molecular function (GO): oxidoreductase activity, acting on the aldehyde or oxo group of donors, NAD or NADP as acceptor
Source: RefSeq, a predicted model, not a curated record
AUGUCGGACGUCACAGUACAAUUGACAGCCCCCAAUGGCCGUCAGUACUCUCAGCCCAUUGGCCUGUUCAUCAACAACGAGUUUGUUCCGUCCAAGUCGGGCGAGAAGUUUGCCACGAUCAACCCUUCAGAUGAGAAAGAGAUUGCUUCCGUAUAUGCUGCAGGCGAGGAAGAUAUUGACAUCGCCGUCAAGGCAGCCCGCAAGGCCCUCAAAGAUCCAUCAUGGAAGCUACUUCCACCAACGGAUCGGGGUGCUUUGAUGCUGAAGCUGGCAGAUCUCAUUGAACAGCACAGAGAGACGCUGGCCACCAUUGAAACCUGGGACAAUGGCAAGCCUUAUUCUGUCUCCUUGAGCGAGGACUUGGGUGAGGUUAUCAACACCCUUCGGUACUAUGCUGGCUGGGCGGACAAGGUCCAUGGUCAAACCAUUAGCACCACACCGGCCAAGCUUGCCUACACCCUUCGCCAGCCCAUUGGUGUAGUGGGCCAGAUCAUCCCAUGGAACUUUCCCCUCGCCAUGGCUGCAUGGAAACUUGGCCCUGCGCUCGCUUGCGGUAAUACUAUUGUCAUGAAGCCAGCUGAGCAGACACCCCUCAGCAUCCUCUACUUCGCCACGCUCAUCAAAGAAGCCGGCUUCCCCCCAGGUCGCCUGGUAACCCACCCUGAUGUCGAUAAGGUUGCCUUCACCGGCUCCACCUUGACCGGUCGAGAGGUCAUGAAAUUAGCCGCUGGUACCUUGAAAAACAUCACCCUUGAAACCGGCGGCAAAUCUCCUUUAGUCGUCUUUGGCGACGCAGAUAUUGAGCAGGCUGCUAAAUGGGCACAUAUCGGCAUCAUGUACAAUCAAGGACAGGUCUGCACAGCAACUUCUCGUAUCCUGGUCCACGAAUCGAUCUAUGAGAAGUUUAUCGAGCUUUUCAAGCAGGAAGUGGCCUCGACCAGCAAAGUUGGGGAUCCCUUCGCCGACGACACCUUCCAGGGGCCUCAGGUCACCAAGGCGCAGUACGACCGAGUCCUUUCGUACAUCGAGACCGGCAAAUCCGAAGGCGCAACUCUCGUCGCUGGCGGCGAGCCUUACAAGAACGUCGGCGACGGCAAGGGCUUCUACAUCGCGCCAACCGUCUUCACGAAUGUGAAGGACAACAUGCGUAUCUACCGCGAGGAGGUCUUCGGCCCCUUCGUCGUGAUUUCCAGCUUUGCCGCUGAGGACGAGGCCGUGACCCGCGCCAACGACACGACAUAUGGCCUGGGAGCAGCCAUCUUCACCAAGGAUAUUGAGCGGGCGCAUCGUGUGGCCUCCGAGAUCGAAGCAGGCAUGGUCUGGAUUAACAGCAGCAACGACAGCGACUUCCGCGUUCCCUUCGGUGGCAUCAAACAAAGCGGCAUCGGCCGUGAGCUCGGCGAGGCCGGAUUGGAGGCAUACUCGCAGGUCAAGGCUAUUCAUGUCAACCUCGGAUCCAAACUGUAA